CUGGUCGGUGCCUCCCCGAAGAGCCUCUUCUACGGCUAGGUCAUCGGAUCGACCUUUGGGGCUGUGCUCUGCAUUUGCAUCUAUAAACUUUUUACAUCCGCCUAUACGAUUCCGAGUGAGACGUUUACGGUUCCACAUGCCCAGUUAUGGCUUGCAUCAGCAUCUUGCGUACGGACGCGGGCUUCCACCUGGUGUCUUCGUAUUCGCCUUGACCGGUUUUAUUAUCUCAGCCCUUUUCGCGGUCAUAAGGAUCGCAGCUGAAGGGAAAAAGUGGACCGAGCAAAUUCCCAGUGGCAUUGCAAUCGGUAUUGGAAUCUACAUCCUCCCAAUGUACACUAUUCCGCAAGUCUUAGGAGGUCUUGCACACUAUUUGUGCAAGAAGAUCUUUCGCACGGGAGAGCUUUCAGUGAUAACCAUUGCUGUUGGGCUUGUCCUGGGGCAAUCGUUGGUAAAUAUCAUCACGUUGCUUCUGGGACUCACCAGUAUUCCUCGUUCUUGAUAGGCGGAACCUAGCAUUUGUGCUCCCUAAGAGUUUCUGACUGUGAGGGACGCGCGAUGGUUACAGCUGGAUUCGUGGCCCAAUGCCGUGAAACAUGUAGAAGGCUGUCAAGGUUGGUAGCAUCCGCAGCUACAUUGACUCGUUUGCAG
Messenger RNA from Mytilinidion resinicola, 648 nucleotides. RefSeq lists its product as uncharacterized. Lineage: Eukaryota; Fungi; Ascomycota; Dothideomycetes; Mytilinidiales; Mytilinidiaceae. The coding region runs from base 137 to 499 and encodes 120 amino acids. The record is from RefSeq and is a predicted model, not a curated record. Gene Ontology annotation, molecular function: oligopeptide transmembrane transporter activity. The transcript has 2 exons.